Molecule: messenger RNA, 3940 nt
Organism: Vitrella brassicaformis
Lineage: Eukaryota; Vitrellaceae
Source: the annotation of a GenBank genome assembly
CCGCCAUUCAUGCCAGUCAGACGUCGAUCUUCUGGUUGCCUGCAGUGGGAGUGUAGUCGACCGUGGGCGACGUGCCGCCAGAUAUCCAGUUGCCCGACUCGUGCUGCGUCGUGAGUGGGUGGACCACACACACACACACACACACACAGAGAGAGAGAGAGAGAGAGAAUGCGUACACAACACAAACACACUUCAACCGCGGCUGGCUUGGCUUACUUCGACGAUCUUGCGGACUGGCGACGCGACCUCCAUCAUGUGUUUCUCGUGCUCAAUCCGCGCUGACCUGCACCCAAAAACGUACAAACAAAGGCCAUCAAUGAAUGCAGCACAGCACCGAUGGACGCCUGUCUGCCCUGUCUGCUCGACUGACUGACCUUCCGGCCUGCAGGCCGCGGUAGAGCUCCCAGAGGGGCAUGAACACGAUGACCACGGCGGCGAUGGUCGACCACGCCAUCGCCACACCCACCCACGCGCUGAACUGGCCGAACGAGAACACACCGCCGAUGAAAUGCAUCGGAAGCGGCCACAGAAUCACUGACACACACACACCAAGUGAGGUCGGCACCAUGAACAGAGAAGGGUGGCGCCAUGUGUGAUGUGUUUGUUUGGUGUUGUGUGUCACCCACCGAGAACGAUCGUCAUGCCCACAGCGGCGAUGAGGGACCAGAUAUACCACCUGUAAAGGUUCUCGGGCGUCUCUGAGGGAUCCUUGGGCGGCUCGACGUCGUCCACAAGGGGAAUCUUCUCGUUCAGCAUCUCCCACUGGAAGUGUCGGUCAGGAAAGAAGAAGCUCCCGACCACACAGAUGACCAGCGACACGCAAAUGGAAGCCAGAUUGCCCGCGAUGAAGGGAAAAUCUGCAUAUAUCAAGUCCAAUCAAUGCGCCACGCAGUACAGAUACCCAUCCGUGGUGGUGCUUACCCUGGUUAGUGGUUGCCAGCGAGACCUCGCCGUACUGAAGACCCGUCUGGCCGAACCAUGCCGCGAGGCCGCAGACGAGGCCAGCGAGGGCGGCGAAGGUGCAGACCUUCCCGUUGGCCCUGCGGCUGAGGAUGCACAUGGCCGAUGGCGCCACUGCUGACCCGAUGAAGACGCCCAUCGCCAUGUACACAUACCCUACACGACACGAGCGCACGAAGGAAGGAACAAGAGGGAGGCAGCGGGAGGGAGGCAGCAUGAGGCGGACAGCGUGUGGUGUGGUGUGGGUGGUGUCUCAUCAUAUCAAUGAAUGCUAGUGUGUGCCUACCGAGGCUGAGAUUCAUUACUUGCAGCAUGACGGCAAGGAAGCCCAUGAAGAUGGCGAACAUGACGGUGAAAAACUUGGACACGCGCAGGAGAAUGUGGCCCUCCUUGUCCUCAGUCGCCACUGAAUGAACCAGUCACCAAACACACACACACACACACACAUCCACCCACAAGCGCCCUUCCCCAGCCAGCCACCACCCUCCCUACCUCUCCUGUUGAUCUGGUGGUAGACGUCCUUGACCAGAGCGCCGUCCAUGCUCUCGUCGUACUCGAGGACAUAGGCCACGAGGUCCUCGAGAUCCUGCUCGGUCAGCUGGUCGUCCAGCACUUUGAUGUCCUGCAUCCGCGCUAUCAGGUUCGUCACCUGCGUCCUGUUGAGCCGCUGCUCGUUGAGCGACACGAUUCGCUGACGCACUGACUGCUCGUCCAUCUCGUCUAGCUUCUCGGCCGUCUUCUCGUCCUCAUCCGCCAGCACCCUCGCCACCUCCUUGUAGCUGCACACACGUAGAAAAGACAGGCAGGGGCAGACAGAUAGCCAUAAGAGGGUCUCUCUCUCCCUCCCCCUCCCCGUGUUGGUGGCUUACAACUUCAUGCGCCUCUGGGUGCGGCGGUACUUGAGCUCGGGGUUGAUGUACUGCCAGUAGAGGUCAUAGGUCAGGAUGGACGAAACUGCGAUCAGCUCGGCCGACCCCGUCGACGUGAUGGCCAUGAACAGCAUAAGCAGCAACACAAACGCCCCGCCAGAGCCGAGCGAGGCUGUCAGCACGCGGGCGGGGACCAAGCCUGCCCCUGCGGCCUCCGCACUUAUGAAGUCCCAGCCCCAUUCGGUGGCUAUGGCGCGGCCGGCGAGACCCAUGGUGGUGGCCAUGCCGAACGGAACGGCGAACCACACGAGUCCCCCAAUGAGGAAUCCCGGAACGGUGGCCUUUGGCUUGGCGGCGAUGGCUGACUGCCAGUAGGACUGGUCCACGAAGACAGUGCCGAAAUUACCGACGAUGUUCACAACACCGAAGAUGAUCCCAGUCGUCGACGACAUGGUCAGGAACGAACUCACGCACUGCACACACACACACACACACACAUGCACGUGGGUGUUCCUCGCCUUCUAAGGCUUGCUUCAGUCACUCACCGUCUCCCCGUCGCUGCAGUCCCCGGCAAACUGCUGUGUUUGCCCGCCGACGGGGAACUUGACACAGCCGGGCCCGGUGGUGCAUUCAUCUACCUCGCGGUAGCUGCAUGUGGUGCCCUCGAUCAGUGUCUGGUCGCUCGUGUAGCACUGGCCGUCGUUGCCGACCAUCCCGUUGAUGAAGGGGUGCUCAUUGAGGCCGGUGGUCGGGUCGUUGCUGUUGAAGAAGGCGUGCUCGGCGUUUUGCUGCAAUUGUGCAGAGGGGGGAAGGCACACACACAGGCAGAGAUGGAGCGAGUGUUUCUGCCGCUGCUGCUCCUCCUCCUCCUGCGGAUCUCACCGUAAGGCUGUUGAAGACGUUCUCGAUCGAUCCAUACGCCCCGUCGCCGCCCGACGUGUAGAUGGUGUAGGUGAAGAUCAGCAGCACCACGAAGAUGAUGGUCGUGUGGAUGUAAGACGCGAAGAAGGUCGCGCGAAGACCACCCCUGCACCACACCCACAAGCAAACCAACGAUCCAUCGUCACUCAGUCAGGCGAACACAGGCUCUUUUCUGAUGGAUGAAAUGAAUGUGCCCCCACUUGAGCGUGUAGAUGAGGCACGACAGUAGAGGCACCAAGAAGGCCGCGAACUCCUUCCGCAUGCCCGUGAGGUCCUCAAUGACUGCGGACCCUCCCAGCAGGAGCAUCGCCGUCACGAUGCAGUUGGCCAGCAGCGCGAAGACGAGAAAGACGAUAUGUGCGGUCGUCCCCCACCGCGCCCUGAUGACCUCCAGGAAGGUGUGCAUGUGGGAGCACCGCCGCUUGACUUGGAUGGCAAGGAUGGCGAACAAGAGGAUCUGGAUGGUGGCGCCCGACGCGUACCAGAAGGGGCCACUGACGCCAACCCGCCAUCCCAUGUUGGACGACUGCAGUCACCGCACCCAGCCCAACGCACAGACAGACAGACAGACAGACAGACAGAAGAUUCUUCGUCAUCGGUUUGAAGCUCAUGCGGGCGGGAAUCAUCAUUCAGGACUGACUCCCUCUCUGGCUGGCCGACCUGCAGGAGUGUGGCUGCCCAGGUCCACUGCGAGACGAUGACGGCCGCCGUCAGCCCCGCACCCACAUUGCGGCCGGCGGUGUUGAAGUGCUCCGACGUCAUCUUGGUGCCAACCACCUUCUCCUCAUAGUUCUGUGUGUGACACACACACAGAGAGUGUCACAAAAUUCACACGCACACAUCACAUAACUGAGGUGAGUGCACUCAAUGGCAGAUGUGCGCGUGGAUCUCACCUGCAGCCACAUGGUGAUCAGCGUGAAGACGAGACCGAACCCAAUGACGACCAGCCAUCCGACAUACUGCAGGCAGGCAUCGACAACACACAUUUGAUUGGCACACAAGGUGCGGUAAUCCCAUACAAAGUGGUGCAUGCACUCAUAGAUCUGCCCGUGUUGGUCGCCAUGUGGAGGUACCUCGUCCAACGGCGGCCCGUCUUGUGUCGCCUGUGCAUUGCCAAUCACAAGGCAACUCAAGAAGCAUGUGAAGAGCAGCGAGAGGCCUCGCCAGUCAGGGGAAUACGCCAUGAUGAU